This is a messenger RNA of Cynoglossus semilaevis (tongue sole), 4292 nucleotides long. It is a transcript of the gene grm4, whose product is annotated as glutamate receptor, metabotropic 4. Gene Ontology annotation, cellular component: membrane. The transcript has 9 exons. The coding region runs from base 184 to 2298 and encodes 704 amino acids. Gene Ontology annotation, molecular function: G protein-coupled receptor activity. Gene Ontology annotation, biological process: G protein-coupled receptor signaling pathway. The record is from RefSeq and is a predicted model, not a curated record. Lineage: Eukaryota; Metazoa; Chordata; Actinopteri; Pleuronectiformes; Cynoglossidae.
AUUUUCUGUUAUGUGCUGUAACUCAAAUACUUAGAUUUUUUUCUGGUUUUCAUUGUGCAUUUCAUCUACUUUGCACAGAUCCCCCAGGUGAGCUAUGCCUCCACUGCUCCAGAACUCAGCGAUAACACCCGCUACGACUUCUUCUCACGGGUGGUCCCUCCAGACACCUACCAGGUUCAGGCCAUGUUGGACAUCGUCAAGGCCAUGCGAUGGAACUAUGUGGCCACGGUGGCCUCGGAGGGAAACUAUGGAGAGAGUGGUGUUGAAGCUUUUGUGCAGAAGUCUCGGGAGGAUGGUGGUGUGUGCGUCUCCCAGUCAGUCAAGAUUCCCCGUGAGCCCAAGCAGGGAGAGUUUGACAAAGUCAUCCGCCGACUCAAAGAAACCUCAAAUGCCAGAGUCGUCAUCAUUUUUGCCAACGAGGACGACAUCAGGCGGUUGCUCCACGCUGCUAAAAAGGCAAACCAGACGGGUCAUUUCAUCUGGGUGGGCUCAGACAGCUGGGGCUCCAAGAUCUCUCCGGUUGUGCAUCAGGAGGAGAUGGCAGAGGGAGCAGUCACCAUCCUGCCCAAGCGCCAGUCCAUCAAAGGCUUUGAUCGCUACUUCAUUAGCCGAACGCUGGAGAACAACAGAAGGAAUAUCUGGUUUGCUGAAUUCUGGGAGAACAACUUCAGCUGCAAGCUCAGCCGCCAUGCUGUGAAGAAAGGCUCUGGACUCAGAAAGUGCACGAAUCAGGAGCGGAUAGGAAAAGACUCCAAUUAUGAGCAGGAGGGAAAAGUGCAGUUUGUGAUUGAUGCUGUUUAUUCCAUGGCACAUGCCCUGCACAACAUGCACCAGGAGCUCUGCCCAGGCAAAGUGGGCCUCUGUGCUAAAAUGGAUCCCAUCAACGGCACUCAUCUGCUGAAGCACAUCCGCCGUUUAAACUUUGCAGGCAUAGCUGGCAACCCUGUCCUAUUCAACGAAAAUGGCGACGCCCCCGGACGCUACGAGAUCUACCAGUACCAGAUACAGAACCAAACGGCCGAAUAUAAAAUCAUCGGCCACUGGACGGAUCAGCUCCACAUUAACGUUCGUUCGAUGCAGUGGCCCGGUGGUGUCCGUCAGAUUCCUAAAUCCAUCUGUAGCCUGCCCUGUCAGCCUGGAGAGCGGAAGAAAAUUGUGAAGGGCAUCCCCUGUUGUUGGCACUGUGAGCGCUGCGAUGGCUAUCAGUACCAGGCCGACGCCUUCACGUGUAAGAUGUGCCGCUUUGAUUUACGCCCCAACGAGAAUCACACCGGGUGCGUUCCAAUCCCCAUUGUUAAGCUGGAGUGGAGCUCUCCGUGGGCUGUCAUCCCGGUGCUCAUCGCUGUCGUUGGCAUAAUGGCCACGCUGUUUGUGGUGGUCACCUUCAUCCGCCACAAUGAUACCCCCAUUGUGAAAGCAUCCGGCCGGGAGCUGAGCUAUGUGCUGCUCACUGGAAUCUUCCUGUGUUAUGCCACAACAUUCCUAAUGAUUUCUGCUCCGGAUGUGGGAAUCUGCUCACUGCGGCGGAUCUUCCUGGGUCUGGGGAUGAGCAUCAGUUACGCUGCCCUUCUCACCAAGACCAAUCGUAUUUACCGGAUCUUCGAGCAAGGCACCAUGUCUGUAAGCGCCCCCAGGUUCAUUUCUCCAGCCUCGCAGCUUGUCAUCACAUUCACCCUGGCCUCGGUGCAGCUGCUGGGGGUUUGCAUCUGGUUUGUGGCAGAUCCUUCCAAGGCCAUUAUUGACUAUGAGGAUCAGAGGACAUCCAACCCAGUACAGGCCCGUGGUGUGCUCAAGUGUGACAUCUCUGACCUGUCUCUCAUCUGCCUACUGGGCUACAGCAUGCUGCUUAUGGUCACCUGUACAGUCUACGCCAUUAAAACCAGAGGUGUGCCCGAGACCUUCAACGAGGCGAAACCUAUAGGUUUCACCAUGUACACGACCUGCAUUAUUUGGCUGGCAUUCAUCCCAAUCUUCUUUGGCACUUCACAGUCCACAGAGAAGAUGUACAUCCAAACAAUGACAUUCACCAUCUCGGUGAGCCUGAGUGCGUCAGUCUCUCUGGGGUUGCUGUACAUGCCCAAGGUCUACAAGGUUCUCCUCCAUCCUGAGCAGAAUGUGCCCAAGCGGACACGCAGCCUGAAGGCGGUGGUUACCGCUGCCACGAUGUCCAACAAAUUAAACCCCAAGGCCGAACUGAGACCCAACGGAGAAGCAAAGACCGAGUUGUGUGAGAGUCUGGAUUCACAAACGUUCCCGAGAAAGCAGACCUACAUCAGCUACAGCAACCACGGAAUCUAAUCUGAAAGACUGACCCUUCUGUCGUAAUUCAGGAUUUUCCAGCCCGACAAAUGGAGAAGACAACAUGCAGUGGAACUUCACAGGGCUGGGAAUAAAAAAUAGGAAUGGGUGUGUUGUUGUUGUUGUUGAAGUACGGAUGGCGAUCUGAAGCGCAUUGCUCAAGGACCGGCCUUGGAGGUGAGAAAAAAAAAAAAACAUAAAAAAGAGCGGGGACGGACAAAGAACAGGAGAGAGAAGAUAAACUUUGAUAAAGGUUCAAUCUUCUUUUGGCCUCACAAGAAUAUACACAACAAUAAAAAAUGAAAAUACUUGCAUGGCAGAGGCCCCUCCUAAAAAAAGAUUGAGCCUUUUUAUUUUCAGUGUUUACAUUACAGUAAAGCCCGCUCCUGAAGACUCCUCUGAUGUUCUGUGCAGGGCCAAAUCAAACUGAACUCUAAUCAAUGAUAUGUUCAGGUGUUGUCAGUGUUGUCUGUCAAUUUUUUUUUUUUUUUUUAAAUACAAUCCAUCCUAACACCUAUAUACAUGAACAUCACCAGGGAACAAUACAAGACAUCAUCCAAGGAUUUUUUAUGUGUUUAUCACUUUAAUUUUCAAGAAUUUAUGAUUAUAUAAAUAAACAUGUACCAGGUCGAGCAUUAAUUUAUUUCAGGUUUCCACUGACUCGUUAAGUCACAGUUAAGAGGAUCUCUGCUAAUUUCGAGCAUGCCAAGUUUCAACAUCCUGUGUUGUGUUAACUAAAAAAAUGUAAAGAUUUAAAAAAAAUGAAGAGAAAUUAUAUAUAUUAUAGAUAUAUAUCUUUGGAAUGCAUUAAAACUCAGUUGCAGCGUUGUAAGCAGUUGUUUGGGCCUGAGCCUGUUGUGCGUUUAAAAAAAAAAACUGUUCUUCAAUGGUGAAGGUCUAGUGAUGAGUGAUUGUUUAUCUGUGCUUCAGUGAGGCCAUGAUCUGUAUUACCAGCUAACCCACGACUGCCACUGCCCUCAGCGUACCUGUGUGUGCACUAACAGCAGCAGCAGCAGCGCCAACGUUUCAGUCGGGGGGGCUGCCUGCACGCAGUCAUCCUGGAUGACCCUUCCAUCACUGCCACCAGCUCCUCUCUUGGUCAUAUUUAGUGAAGGGGUAUAGGGAGGGGAAUUAAGAUGAAGCAUGCCCCUGAGAGGAUUGUACAACAUGCCCCCUGGAGGUGAUAUCCCUAAUGGAGCGACCAUCGAGAAAAUUCAUUACCAUACAUCGUCAUCCUCAGGCACUUUUCAUUUUACCAGGGAAGGUGUCAGGGAAUUGUAAGGCUUUUCCGAUAAAUGGGAAUCUAAUUGGAAAAGUAUACAAUAUCUCCCUCCAUCACGCUCAGCUCGCUGAACAGAUUACUAGUAGGCUUUGUGCGGUAUAAAACCCCUCUAAUGUCUUGGGGAAAAUAUUGUAGGGUCAUUUGUGUUGUGGACUCAAUGCUGCUUUUAAUCUCUGUAUUUUCUUCUGUUUUCUUUUUUUUCCUUUCAACACCAUUUACGUUGCUGAGUAAAAUGUGAGUGCUGACCAAAUUAAAUGGCAAGUUAAUGUAUGUUAUUAAAUAGAUUAAUGAUGUCCUGAUGCUUUAUGUCCUGACAGUUCCUACAUUUGGGGAAAAUGUGUAAACAGAUACAGUGCCUGGCUAUCUGACUACGUGUUUGUAAAACAUCAUGGAAACUAAUGAAGUGUCUAACGCAUGUUUCUUUUCUUUUUUUUUUUUUUUUUUUUAUACCAGAAGAUUUAUUUGUAUUAAGAACAGUUACACAGUCCAUUAACAGGUCUGGGUGAUUUCAAUUAAUGUGGUUUCUUUAGGUUCUUCUUUUAUGUUGUUAUUUUUGUUUUGUUUUUUACACAUUAAAUGUUUCUUUGAACAAAGCUUUCUGUCGAUGCAAGGUUCAAUUUAAGGGUCAAAAUGUUCUUUUGUACUAAGCAUUAAAACCAGGGCUGUAAAAGAUUAAAAAUAACCACGAUUAAUCACGAUUAAUGGAGACAUC